Messenger RNA from Branchiostoma belcheri (Belcher's lancelet), 1663 nucleotides. RefSeq names its product hemocytin-like. The record is from RefSeq and is a predicted model, not a curated record. Bases 4 to 1428 code for a protein of 474 amino acids. NCBI's taxonomy places the organism in Eukaryota, Metazoa, Chordata, Leptocardii, Amphioxiformes, Branchiostomatidae. The transcript is spliced from 8 exons. Gene Ontology annotation, molecular function: chitin binding.
GUAAUGGCAUCUUCCGAGCGUGGGCCUGGUUUUCUCGCCAAAAAUUCCAGACUGGGCCUGCAGGAAACGGCUACAUCUGCAGGGGCCUGGUCAGCACAGAAACCAUGGCUGAGGUUCGACCUCGGACGUCCGAAGACAGUGACAACCCUGGUCACACAAGGCCGGAGCUACAGCCCUGACUGGCCAGGCGAGAGCCACUCGGAGUGGGUCACCUCCUACAGCAUCUCCUACGGGAACGAGAAUGGAGACGAAGCGUGGUACACUGGGGACGACGGACAAGCUAUUGUCUUCAAAGCGAACACUGACCGUGAUUCCAAGGUGCGCCAGGACCUGUCUGAGUUUAGCGGCCCCUUCACCGCGCGGUAUGUUAAGAUCCAUCCGCUGACCUGGCAUGGCUGGGUGUCUAUGAGAGCCGGAAUCAGCACAGAACCUCCAUCCUGGUCAGCAUCCUCGGAGUUUGAUUCACUUCACUCAGCUGCCCGCGCAGAUAUCAACUCUCGCGAGACUGCAGAUGCAGCAGGCGCAUGGGCAGCAGCAACCAAUGACCAGGACCAAUGGCUGAUGAGGGAUCUUGGUGACGUAAGCGUCAUCACCGGCGUCAUCACCAAAGGCAGGAACUACAGCCCUGAUUGGCCAUGGGACAAACAUGACCAAUACGUCACAUCCUACACCAUUUCAUACGGCAAUGAAAUCGGUGAUGAGACUUUCUACACCGAUGCUGAUGGACAAGUUACAGUUUUUCCGGCGAAUGACGACAGAGACACGGAGGUCUACAACGACUUCAGAGACUUCAGUGGCCGCAUAACUGCGCGCUUCGUCAAAAUCCAUCCGCAAACAUGGCAUGAGCACAUCUCCAUGCGGGCGAAGAUUGUGACAGUAGCUACUCAGAAAUGGCGCGAGGAUCUCCGCUGUGGAGCCGGGUACACUACAGCAGACGGGAGGACCGCUGAGUGUGACCCUGACAGUAUCUACCCGUGCUGCUCUCCUAAUAACUGGUGUGGGAACACGGCAGAUCACUGUGACUGCGCGGAUUGUGUCGACUACCGGGACACAGUAGCUACUCAGAAAUGGCGCGAGGAUCUCCGCUGUGGAGCCGGUUACACUACAGCAGACGGGAGGACCGCUGAGUGUGAUCCUGACAGUAUCUACCCGUGCUGCUCUCCUAAUAACUGGUGUGGGAACACGGCAGAUCACUGUGACUGCGCGGGCUGUGUCGACUACCGGGACACAGUAGCUACUCAGAAAUGGCGCGAGGAUCUCCGCUGUGGAGCCGGUUACACUACAGCAGACGGGAGGACCGCUGAGUGUGACCCUGACAGUAUCUACCCGUGCUGCUCUCCUAUUAACUGGUGUGGGAACACGGCAGAUCACUGUGACUGCGCGGAUUGUGUCGACUACCGGGACACAGACCCCAUUCUGGAUCCCUGAUCUGGUUCCCUCACCAGUAGAACAACGUUCAUCGACAACGUUACGCGAUCAGUGACGAGCAAAGUGUCUAUCUGCAUGCAGUUCUGAUGCAAACAGAUAGGACUACAACAUGUGCUUAUAUUCUACAUGCGUUUUUAUAAUAAGUAUGUGAGUCAUCUAGAAUUUGUAAUACACUUUUCUUCUGACAUUUAACAUUGUAUUUACUCUGUUCGCCUCAAUAAACUGGCAAAUACCU